Messenger RNA from Andrographis paniculata, 1709 nucleotides. RefSeq lists its product as uncharacterized. The transcript has 5 exons. Gene Ontology annotation, biological process: DNA repair; base-excision repair, AP site formation. NCBI's taxonomy places the organism in Eukaryota, Viridiplantae, Streptophyta, Magnoliopsida, Lamiales, Acanthaceae. Bases 135 to 1415 code for a protein of 426 amino acids. Gene Ontology annotation, molecular function: 8-oxo-7,8-dihydroguanine DNA N-glycosylase activity. The record is from RefSeq and is a predicted model, not a curated record. Gene Ontology annotation, cellular component: nucleus.
AUUUUCCUAUUUAUUAUCACCCGAUUAACCCGAAAAUACCCAAAUACCCUUAACAAACGCGCCAUUUACUUCCCGUCCGGCGCCGGCGCCGGCCGCCGUAAUUCCCAGUUCUCAAUCUCACCGCCUUCGCGACUAUGGACAAUACGCUCGGGUGCGUAAUGGUGGAGCUCCCGCUGGGGGACGCCGCCUCUGAUUUCAAUCUCGAAAAAGCCGUUUGCAGCGACGGCUUAUUCAUGAUGGCGCCCAACCAUUGGGACUCGCCUUCCAAAACCCUAACCCGCCCGCUCCGUCUCAGUCCCGACGGCGCCGCGUCCGUCGUCCGCAUCUCCCAUCGCGACCGCCAAGCGCUGCACCUCCGCGUCCUCGGCACGCGCUCCCUGUCCCCUCCGCAGCGCCGAUCCCUGCAGGUUCAGGUUAGGAGAAUGCUGAGAUUAUCCGAGGAAGAAAGCUGGAGAGUGAAGGAGUUUCAUGAGUUGCACCAGGAAGCCAAGGGCAGGGGAUUUGGAAGACUGUUCCGAUCGCCCACACUGUUCGAGGACAUGGUCAAGUGCAUACUCUUAUGCAAUUGCCAGUGGCCGAGGACGUUGAGCAUGGCUGAGGCGCUUUGCGAGCUUCAGCUGGAAUUGCAGUCCGCAGCAUCAGCUGGAAACGGAACUACUCCCACUCUUCAAGCUACCGAAUAUAAGCACUUUGCGCCGAAUACACCGGCAAGGAAGGAAUCAAAGAAACGAUCCAGGCGUGCAAAUGCUGUUGAAAUGCCUGAAUCCUAUAAGGGAAUGGAGUCGAGUCCAAUCACCGACAAUCUUCAUCUUCAGAUCCAAGCAGCAGAAGGCGAUCAACCUUUAAACACGACAGGAGAUAAUGCCGGCACUAGAAUUGCGAACUUUCCUAGCCCAGAGGAAUUAGCUAGAUUGGAUGAAAAGUUUCUGGCAAAGCGUUGCGGCCUUGGAUACAGAGCAGGUCGGGUAAUAAACCUUGCACGGGGAAUCAUUCAAGGAACGAUUCAAUUAGAUGUAUUCGAAGAUGCCUGUGGCACACCGAGCUUAUCCGUCUACAAUAGCCUGUUUGAGAAGUUGAGAGCGAUUGAUGGGUUUGGACCUUUCACAUGUGCAAAUGUGCUCGUGUGCAUGGGCUUCUACCACAACAUUCCUACAGAUUCGGAAACUAUCAGACAUUUGAAACAGGUUCACGGUAAAAUAUCAGACACCAAGACAGUCGGAAGCCAUGUAGAAAAGCUUUACGGAAAAUAUGCACCAUUUCAGCACCUAGCCUACUGGUACGAAGUUUGGCACUUCUAUGAGGAGUGGUUUGGGAACCUAAGUGAAAUACCCCGACCAAAUUAUAGACUCAUAACGGCUGCGAACAUGAAGCCUGAAAAACUUAAAAGCACAACAAGUAAGAAAAUGAAGUUGUGAUAAUCCAUCCAACUGUGAUCACUUGUUAUUUGUUAACUGAUGAACUUGAUUGUCUGUUUGUUUGAAUCUUGUGAGUCCUCUUUCGUUAAUUAUCUAUGGAAUGCAUCGAUAAAUAGUGAUGUGGUUUUAGAGCAUCCAUCCCUCUUGCAAGAAAGAGGAGUAUAACUUGGAACAUUUCAGUCUGUUGUAGGGUUGAGGGUUAUUGCUAUUAAAUUCUGUGUAAAGGAGAUUAUUGUUUUGUGGAAGAAAAAAUAUAUUGAAAGUGGCUUUUUUUUAAAAAAGUUACUAUUAACG